Messenger RNA from Miscanthus lutarioriparius, 1848 nucleotides. Lineage: Eukaryota; Viridiplantae; Streptophyta; Magnoliopsida; Poales; Poaceae. The record is from the annotation of a GenBank genome assembly.
AUGGCCCCAGCCGCCGCCCUUGUCGGCCCUCCGAUCGCUUUCAUCGCUGAUGCCAAGCUACCGCCGAAGCCGAUCCGCAGCUCAUCCCCCGACCACUCGUCCGACGAGAACUCACCCUCACCCAUGGACGAAGACUCGCCUGCGCCAGGACGGACGACGAAGGAGGAGGUGAUCUACCGUAGUCGAUCCACAGUUUAUAACACCUCUGGGGACCCCUGCGUCGACCUCUUCUUCCAGGUCGUCCCAGGCGUCACCUCCGACGCCGACCUCACCGUGCUCCUCGACGCGGCCUGGUCCCACGACGCGCGGACGGCCCUCAAGCUCGUCUGCCAUCUCCGUGGCGUCCGCGGCCUCGGCAAGUCCGACAGGGACGGCUUCUACGCUGCCGCGCUCUGGAUGCACGCGCGGCACCCGCUCACCCUCGCCGCCAACCUCGCCAACUUCGCCAGGUUCGGAUGCCUCAAGGACCUCCCCGAGAUCCUCUACCUCGUCCUCCACGGCCCCCGCGACGAGGACGAGCACAAGGGUGACAACAGUCGCUAUCCCGUGAAGCGCCGCCGCGGCGUCAGCGAGGCACAGACUGCCAAGGAGAAGCUCAACAAAGAGGCGCAACUCGCGCAGGUGGCAAUCGCGCGCUACGCCUCCGACGAGGCCUUCCGCCACCUCUACGACCGCGUCGCCGACACAUUCGCCGAGCUGCUCAAGUCCGACGUCGAACACCUGCGAGUCGGGGACACCACCAAGAUCGGGCUCGCGGCCAAGUGGUGCCCGUCGCUCCGCUCGUCCUACGACCGCGCGACCCUGCUCUGCGAGGCCAUCGCCCGCCGCAUGUUUCCGCGCGAGUCGAGACAGGAUUACCUAAACCUCUCCGACAAGCACUACAGCUACCGCGUCCGCGAUCGUCUCCGCCGCGAGGUGCUGGUGCCACUGCGCAAGGCGCUCGAGCUCCCGGAGGUGUACAUGAGCGCGGGCAAGUUGGAUGAUCUGCCGUACGAGCGCGUGGCGUCCGUGGCGAUGCAAAGGUACAAGGAGGCGUUCCAGAAGCGCGACAAGCCCCGCGUGGCAGGCUUCUACGACGAGGUGCGCACGGGCCACGCUAGGAUGGCUGCGGGCGCGGUGCUGCCUCACGAGCUGAUCGCCCCGGCUCUCAAGGGGGAGCACGACGAUGCCGCUGAGCUCCAGUGGCGCAGCAUGGUGUACGCCCUGUCUGCGGAGGGCCGGCUGGACAACUGCAUCGCGGUGUGCGGGCUCAUGACCGGUACUGCCGCCACGGACCCUGCGGUCUCGGCAGCCGUUGCGCUGGGGCUCCUGAUCUCGGAGCUGAGCCAGGAGCCGUGGAAGGGGAGGGUGAUCACCUUCGACGAGACGCACCAGCUGCACAAACGGCAAGGCGCCAACCUCAAGGAGAAGCUGCAGCCGCUGGUGGCGACCCUCGGUACGCGCAAGAAGGGCGCCAACCUGCAGGGCGUGUUCAGCAAGAUCCUGAGCACGGCGGUGGCGGGCGGGCUGCGCAGCGACAUGAUGGUGAAGAGGAUUUUCGUGCUGAGCGACAUGGACUUCGAUGGGUGGGCCGGCCCCGCGGCGCCGUGGGAUACGGAGUACCAGGGCAUCAGCAGUCGGUUCAUGGACGCUGGGUUCACGGCGCCGGAGGUGGUGUUCUGGAACGUGGGGACGUCGAAAGCUUCCAUGCCGGUGGUGGCGGCACAGAAGGGCGCGGCGCUGGUCAGCGGCUACUCCAAGAACCUGGUGCGUCUCUUCCUGGAGGCCGAUGGCAAACUCACUCCGGCCGCCGUCGUGGCCGACGCCAUCUCCGGCUCGGAGUACGACGGGCUCGAGGUGUUCGACUGA